This is a messenger RNA of Gossypium raimondii (Peruvian cotton), 3266 nucleotides long. Its product is annotated as subtilisin-like protease SBT2.5. Bases 414 to 2870 code for a protein of 818 amino acids. The record is from RefSeq and is a predicted model, not a curated record. Gene Ontology annotation, molecular function: serine-type endopeptidase activity. The transcript has 12 exons. Gene Ontology annotation, biological process: proteolysis. Lineage: Eukaryota; Viridiplantae; Streptophyta; Magnoliopsida; Malvales; Malvaceae.
CACAGACUCACUUAAGCUCUUUUCUUCGUCUCCACUCUCACACACACUGCUAAAAUCAACCUUUAAAGAACUUUACUUUCUCCAUUGCUUAGAUCUCCAGUUUUUGUUUCUCUUUUGUGUGUGUGUUAUUUUCACAGCAAUUUUCUCUCAUUUUCUUUGAAUGAAGGAUCUAUCUGAAGUUAUUAAAUCUCUGCAAAUGUGAAUAAAUUAUAUUCUCUCUCUGAUCCAAUCAUUUUUCUCCUCUUUUUUUGGUAAAAAUCGUGUUGUAAAAGCUUCUUUGAUUCGCUCCUUUAUUACUUGCAUAAAAAGGACGUUGACGCAGGUUGACGUGAAUGUAACUAAGAAACGUGAGCUUCCGGCGGGAUUGGAUCGGGUUUUUUAGUGUCUCUUCGAUCUCUAGUGAAGCGAGAGAAAUGAAGGCGUCAGGGCUUGGUUGGGCUGUCCUGUUGGUGCUAUUGGGGCUUGUGGUUAAGGGAAAAGCUGAGAUUUACAUAGUGACUGUAGAAGGUGAGCCUAUUAUUAGCUACAAAGGUGGUGAAAAUGGCUUUGAAGCUACCGCUGUAGAGUCAGAUGAGAAGCUUGACACUACUAGUGAAUUGGUAACGUCCUAUGCUAGUCAUCUUGAAAAGAAACAUGAUAUGCUUCUUGGUAUGCUGUUUGAGCAUGGGAGUUACAAGAAACUCUACAGUUAUAAACACCUGAUAAACGGCUUUUCAGUUCACCUUUCCCCCCAACAGGCAGAAACUCUAAAACGUGCUCCUGGUGUAAAGUCUGUGGAGAGAGAUUGGAAGGUGAGGAAACUUACAACACACACUCCACAAUUUCUGGGCCUCCCAACUGGUGUAUGGCCGGCAGGAGGUGGCUUUGACAGGGCAGGAGAAGACAUUGUGAUAGGAUUUGUAGACUCAGGAAUUUAUCCACAUCAUCCAAGCUUUGCAGCCCAUCACGAUGACCCAUAUGGACCUGUUCCAAAGUACAGAGGAAAAUGCGAAAUUGACCCUGAUACCAAGAGGGACUUCUGUAAUGGCAAGAUCAUUGGAGCCCAAUAUUUUGCUGAAGCUGCAAAAGCAGCUGGUGCCUUUAAUCCUACGAUUGAUUUUGCCUCUCCCAUGGAUGGCGAUGGACAUGGAAGUCAUACAGCAGCUAUUGCCGCUGGGAAUAAUGGUAUUCCUGUUAGAUUGCAUGGGCAUGAAUUUGGAAAAGCAAGUGGAAUGGCUCCUCGUGCCAGGAUUGCUGUCUACAAGGCAAUAUACAGGCUUUUUGGAGGGUUUGUCGCAGAUGUGGUAGCUGCAAUUGACCAGGCUGUUCAUGAUGGUGUGGAUAUUCUCAGUCUCUCUGUGGGACCAAAUAGUCCUCCAACAAACACGAAGACCACAUUUUUAAAUCCUUUUGAUGCUACACUUCUUGCAGCUGUCAAAGCUGGUGUUUUUGUUGCACAGGCAGCUGGAAAUGGAGGUCCUUUCCCUAAAACUUUGGUUUCUUAUAGCCCGUGGAUAGCAUCUGUUGCAGCUGCAAUUGAUGAUCGUAGAUACAAAAACCAUCUGAACUUGGGAAAUGGAAAAGCUUUAGCUGGACUUGGAUUGUCCCCUUCUACUCAUCCAAAUCAAACCUACACCAUGGUUGCUGCUAAUGAUGUGCUACUAGAUUCCUCAGCGACAAAGUUUAGUCCCUCGGACUGCCAAAGGCCAGAAGUUUUAAACAAGAAAUUGGUUGAGGGGAACAUUCUUCUUUGUGGCUAUUCCUUCAACUUUGUUGUUGGUACUGCAUCAAUUAAGAAAGUCUCUGAAACAGCCAAGGCUCUUGGUGCAGUUGGUUUUGUUCUUGCAGUGGAAAAUGUUUCUCCUGGAACCAAGUUUGAUCCUGUUCCUGUUGGCAUACCCGGAAUCCUAAUCACAGAUGUCUCAAAGACAAUGGAUCUUAUUGACUACUAUAAUGUUUCUACACCGAGAGACUGGACUGGACGAGUGAAGAGCUUCAAAGCUAUUGGUAGCAUCGGGGAUGGUUUGAUGCCAAUUCUCCAUAAAUCUGCACCAGAGGUUGCACUAUUUUCUGCUCGAGGGCCUAACAUAAGAGAUUUCAGCUUUCAAGAUGCAGAUCUUCUCAAGCCUGACAUUUUGGCACCUGGUUCUCUAAUUUGGGCUGCUUGGUCUCCAAAUGGAACAGAUGAGCCUAAUUUCGUUGGAGAAGGAUUUGCUUUGAUAUCUGGAACCAGUAUGGCUGCACCACAUAUAGCAGGGAUAGCUGCUCUUUUGAAGCAGAAACACCCUCAAUGGAGCCCCGCUGCUAUAAAAUCAGCCUUGAUGACUACAUCAACAAAGCUCGACCGAGCAGGAAGGCCUCUUCAAGCACAACAGUAUUCUGAAACAGAGGCCAUGAAACUUGUCCCUGCCACUCCUUUUGAUUAUGGGAGUGGUCAUGUUAAUCCGAGAGCUGCUUUGGAUCCCGGACUCAUCUUUGAUGCAGGUUAUGAGGAUUAUGUUGGAUUCUUGUGCACCACACCUGGUAUUGACAUUCACGAGAUAAAGAAGUACACAAACUCCCCCUGCAAUAGCACCAUUGGCCGCCCUUCGAAUCUCAACACCCCAUCAAUCACAAUCUCUCAUCUUGUCGGGACUCAAACCGUCACUCGCACCGUUACAAACGUUGCUGAGGAAGAAACCUACGUCAUCACAGCUAGAAUGCAUCCAUCCGUUGCCAUCGAAACCAGGCCUUCAGCCAUGACUUUGAGACCCGGCGCAUCAAGAAAGUUCUCUGUCACGCUUACCGCUCGAUCAGUAACCGGAAGCUACUGCUUCGGAGAGAUCACAAUGAAAGGUAGCAGAGGGCACAAGGUAACUAUACCAGUGGUGGCUAUGGGACACUGGCGAUAGACUAAAUCGUUAAGCAGAACUAGGGAGCAUUCUCAUCUGCAAUUCGUUUUACUACAACCUUACAAUUAUUCAAUCACAACACUGAAUUAUUCGGUCCUCGGUUCAUUCAAACAUGGAUUUCAGAUAAUAUUUUCACGGAUCUUUAUACAAUUCAGGAUUGUGAUUGGUUAAUUGUGUUGUAGUAAUUGUAGAUGAAAUGGUCCUCGUACUAUUAUUCUUUGUAAUUUGUGGUAAUAAGAUAUGGGUUUUAGAUUAUAUAUAUGUCUGAAAUAUAUAGAUGUGGAAUAGUAGUUUGUAAAGGUAAAUGCUAUAACGUGGGGAGACUUGUAGCAUCUUCCUUCUAUAAGUUUUGCUACUAAUUUUCUUUGCUAAUUCCAUAAAAAAAUGCUUCCUUUA